Molecule: messenger RNA, 783 nt
Organism: Notolabrus celidotus (New Zealand spotty)
Lineage: Eukaryota; Metazoa; Chordata; Actinopteri; Labriformes; Labridae
Product: extracellular matrix protein 1-like
Exons: 4
Coding region: 64-597 (177 amino acids)
Biological process (GO): signal transduction; regulation of bone mineralization
Cellular component (GO): extracellular region
Source: RefSeq, a predicted model, not a curated record
GGUAACGAUCACUGAUCUAAUAUCAACUUGUUGGAGAACUCUGCCUUUUCACAGCAUACAGAAAUGAUUUCAAUGGGAGGCCUCACGGGGUUCUGGAUACUUGCACUGCUGACUCUUCUUGGUGCAGACAUUGGAGAGUGCCAAAGAAACUCUCUCAAUGAGCCUGACGUCCCCUUCCCGCCUGCCUUUCCCACCCCUCAGAACCUCGCUGCCAUCUGCCUUCACGGUCAGGGUCGACCCAGGUACCCGGCCAGCUUCUUCCCGAGCUCCGGGGCCAGUCACUUCCGUCGCUGUGGAGAUGCCAUCAACCGUCUGGAGUCGUGGUACAGUUUGUGCUGCAGCGGACAGGUCGCCCAGGAGAGCAGCCAGAUCCUCUGCUGCACCCGGCAAGCUUGGAAACAGGCACUGUCUCAGUUCUGUGUGGAAGAAUACUCCGUCAUGACAUCCCCCUAUGAGUGCUGUGAGGACAGAGGAGACGCACGCUGGACCUGCUUUAACAGCGAGCUCCCAAAUCCAGACUACAACCCUGUACCAGGGUACACUGCACCCGCAAUCCCUCUGCAGCCAGGAUUCAACUUCAAUGCUAAUGCUUGCUAAAGGUGACAGAUGCUUAGAGGAGGACGGGACAUGCUGGUGAUGUUUGUGCUACAAAGGAUGAAAACACAAAAGAUUUGAGACAAUUAUGAAUGUUUUUCUGAAAAGUUUUUUCAUGAAAUCAAGAAACACGUUUUUUUUUUGUUGCAAAUUGUGUAACUCAGUUAAAUGUUUGGCCUUUGCAAAUUU